AUGUCCAACACGGUCCGGAAGUGGCCAAUCCUGGUCCAGACCAAGAGGAAACCGAGGGCAAAAGUGGAAAGAAAAAAGCCGGAGGCACCUCCGCUGUUGCUGCCCGCGCCUCGAGCAUCUGGCAAAGAUCUGGGCCAGCUGGCUCAGUCAGCAGCUGACCCUGCCAGCCUCGACGCUGCGCAGCCUGUGUCGGAUCGUGUCGGUUCUGCCCAGGCGCCCGCAGGCGUUGAUGCGUUGGCCAAGCGUUUGGCUUGUGGCAGAACAGCUGCAGUGUUGCAGCGCAUUCUCCAAUUCAACCCUUUCAAAAUUGAUGAAGAAGAUGAAAUACCGCCCUUUCGAGGUGGUGCGCCCUGCAGGGGUAUGACGGCCAACUUGCCAGAUGGAUCCAUGGUGUUCAUCGUAGACACUUUCUUGCGCAGGGGAGUUUUGCACGCGGACAUCGCCAUGGUGAAGUCCAGUUCUGCGGGGGCCGGGCGCUUCUCCCUAGGCAGGCUGUCCACCGUCAAAGCGGACGCCCUCUCAAGUGUAAGGGUGGAACUCAUCGUCGCAGACGUCCGCGGAAGAGACGUGAGGCUGCGCAGGGACGCGCGCCAACAGAACGUGGAGAUGCUUCAGCUUGCCCUGCCAGCAGUGUGCCCACCCGUCUCGGAGCCACGCAUCUCCAAUGGCAACGUGAUUGUUGGACCGCUUGCAGCCACAGAACACACUGCAAGAUUUGGUACCAGCGGCUGCCCGCACCAGACUGUCCCGAGGGAAGAGAGAGUGUGGAGCGGUUGGAUAUUGGAUAUCCCUUCAUCGGUGCCUUUCGUUGCAGAACCACGCAGGUGCGCGAGUUGCAGGUACAGUGCAGUUUCAGAGAUUGAUGACAAAGACUACUUUCCGGUGCUUGCACAGGAUGUGCUACGUGCCUUUCCGCACGCAGUCGUUGUUGAUUGCCCAAGACAGAAGCGCCAGUUCAUGUCGCGCAGGUACUUGUUCGAAAUUGCGCUGCAGUUCUACGCCUCGCUGAAUUGCAAGGAGGUGAGGAGGCAGCUGAUGGCGAUUGCAGUGACGCAGGCGCUGAGCGCCGACAUGGUGUGGCGUGCCUAUGCCACACCGAAAUCGCAAGCUUUGCGUUGGAUCGUGAUGAAGGUCUUUGGGAAAACAAUGCAGGGCAUGGUGGGAAGCCUACAGGCAAAGCUCUUUGUGUACAAUGGCCAAGGCCUCCGCCACGAUGGUAACAUGGGAAUAGCCAACCGGGUGGCGCUGCGUAACGUGCAAGAAGGGGCGCGGAGGCGUCUCAGCAAAAAGAAGCACUUGCUAGGUCGCCGAAAGCGUUGCGGCCGGGUGGUCUUGGCAGUGACAGGCGUGGAUGGAUGCCUUUUGGCGCCGCCGGUCAUAGCCAAGACUGAGUCCAACAACGAAAUUGUAGCAGCCCUUACACCCCUGUUACUGAGCAUCAAGAACACAAGACUUCGUGCCGGUUGCACCCUAGAAGAAAGCGUGCCAGCCUUCCAUGCAACUGACAAUUAUUACAGAGGUCAAAGACUCAGACUGGCGCAAUUGUAUCGUGCCAUUUGGCCCGAUCUCCGGGUACGGUCUUGGUCCAGGACCCGCAAGGGUAAUGCCGUUCGGAGGGAAGUGUUGGGUGAAGAAAGUUUGGCCUUGGGCUGCAGUAUCGUGGGUGACCCGCAACAUGAUGUGAUAAAUUUGAGCAAGCUACUCCAUGGAAGAGCCGCAGACAAGGAAGAUCUGCUCCGUGACCACCAAGAGCUUCUUCAUCGCCUGUCCGGUCCAGAGGCCCCCAACAAAAAGGAUUUUGCUGUACCUCAAGCAGACUUGAGUGCACCAGCAAACGAGCUGCUGACCAGCGCCUGCGUUGAACCCUUGCCAGCGUUCACGCAGACGGCUGCUCGCCUCAAGUGUGCACACGCAGAGGUCAAAGAUUUCUUAGCCCAGCCAAGAGUACAAGAGAGCAGAGCUUGGCUUGAUCCAUUUCGAGCGUAUCCUCCAAGGGGUACCCUGGCUCGCAUUGCUAGGAGGGUGGGGGCGACCUUGCACCCGUCCUCGGAAGCGUGCGGUUGGCGAUCGGAGAAGGAAUUUCGGAGAGAAGCGCGUCGGAUUCGGCGGUGGUAUCGCGGCGGACGGAAGACUAUGCGGAGGAGUGUGGGCUUGCCACGCACUGAUGGCUCCCCGCACUAUGUGCGGGGACUGAAGACAGCCUGGACAAAGAAAGUCGGCCUCCACUACAAAAGAUUCUUUGGGAGAAUCCGGCAAGAGGGUCUCUGGGCCUGGAGGCAGGUGUCCAGGGCACUGCGACUGGCUAACAUCAGCCAACAAUCCGGAACCGUCUCAGUGGAGAGGGUCUGGAGCUACUACAAAGCAGCGCUGCCAGUUGGCAAUCGAAUCAUGGCCAAAGACUAUUUCGAUCUUCUGUCAGGCUUACUGUUCGUGCGCUAUUGUCUCACCCACGCAAAAGCAAACAGGCUGCCACCAUGGCUGGAACGCGACUCCCUGAUGGCAACAAAACUUGACGCCGUCAUUGCGUACGCGCGAGACGGGGCGCGCGACUGCUCAGAGGCGUUCAGGUAG
This is a messenger RNA of Durusdinium trenchii, 2571 nucleotides long. The record is from the annotation of a GenBank genome assembly. NCBI's taxonomy places the organism in Eukaryota, Dinophyceae, Suessiales, Symbiodiniaceae.